This is a messenger RNA of Nematolebias whitei (Rio pearlfish), 506 nucleotides long. RefSeq lists its product as uncharacterized. NCBI's taxonomy places the organism in Eukaryota, Metazoa, Chordata, Actinopteri, Cyprinodontiformes, Rivulidae. Bases 36 to 506 code for a protein of 156 amino acids. The transcript has 6 exons. The record is from RefSeq and is a predicted model, not a curated record.
GGUCCAGCUCCUGCCUGUCUGGAUGUGUUGCAUCAAUGCUUCAUUACAUGCUGGUCUUCAUGGCAUAUCACAGCAGCAGAUGGAUCCCACCGGGUCAGAGGUUAAAAUUUCAGGUAGUGAAUGCAGUGUUCAUUGUCGUGGUUCUGGCCCCUCAGGUCUUUGUUAUGGGAAGGCCCAAAUCUUCAAGAUACUGCAGGCAGCCUCUUCUGAACAACUUGGCGAUCUCUGUUGCCUUGUCCAUCAUCGCUUCCGGUUUUUCAGUGAUCUUCACACUGAUGGAUCCAGUUUGUCAGAGCUUGUGGGCUGCCUAUCAUGUGUUUGGACUGCUGUCAUGUGGACACGGACUAAGUUCUGCCAUCCUGACUCUCACAGCAACAGCAUGUGCCAAGACCACUCCAGAGCUGUACUACACGUCUGUAGCGCUAACGGUGGCCUCCACGCUCUGCACAGUGUUUUUUGCGGUGAGAGGGGGAUUGUGGUUAACCAAAAGGCAGUGGGACAAGUGA